AGGUCACGCCGGAGCUGACCGUACGGACUCGUCAUCGACAAAAGAGCGGGGCCGUGUACUGUCAGGUAGAUCCCGGAAGGAUCUCAGCGGUCUAGCAUCAUCGGACCUCUUAGAUGGGGACUGUCGAGCUUCUUAUCUACAGAGUACGCGAAAUUUCAAAUAGGCCGCCGAUCCGAAGCGCGGCGUGGGAAUGCGAAAGACGUGUUCAGUACGAGAACGAGGCCCUAAUGCUCCAGUAUUGGGGCUUACUCGGAGGACGAGAACUAGCCGUAUACGACACGCAAAGGCGGAUUUUCCGGGUCCUCCGUUACAACUAUCUCACACUGCAGUACUUGGUGCAGUGGGUAGGCCACGCUAUGGACGAUGCUGCAGAGAUGCUCAAAUGCACCAGCUGGCCGUCACUACAGACCCAGACAUACCCAACUACAGAGCAUAUAGCUACGAAGGGGUACUAGUACAGGCACCGCAGUCGCUCAGUCAUUCUUUUGGAAGGAAAGAACUUCGCCUUCGUAUAUCUACUAGUAUCACUAACACUAGCGCUAGCACUGCUCAUGUUAGCCCAGCCGCUAGUCUCAACUCAGAUGUCACGAUCCGAUCUCCGGGGUCAACCGUCUGAUCGGGCGCUGGGGGUUUAUGUUCUGAAUAAGGCAGGUAGCGGCCUCAAGCAAUACUGAC
Messenger RNA from Microdochium trichocladiopsis, 675 nucleotides. RefSeq lists its product as uncharacterized. The coding region runs from base 114 to 455 and encodes 113 amino acids. The record is from RefSeq and is a predicted model, not a curated record. NCBI's taxonomy places the organism in Eukaryota, Fungi, Ascomycota, Sordariomycetes, Xylariales, Microdochiaceae. The transcript has 2 exons.